Molecule: messenger RNA, 4150 nt
Organism: Spea bombifrons (plains spadefoot toad)
Lineage: Eukaryota; Metazoa; Chordata; Amphibia; Anura; Pelobatidae
Gene: ITIH6
Product: inter-alpha-trypsin inhibitor heavy chain family member 6
Exons: 15
Coding region: 220-3696 (1158 amino acids)
Biological process (GO): hyaluronan metabolic process
Molecular function (GO): serine-type endopeptidase inhibitor activity
Source: RefSeq, a predicted model, not a curated record
GGGGAAGGUUUGGGAGAACUUGGCCUGUCUCCAAUUAAGCGUCCAGAGUCUAACUCAUCUGGACAAUCAUGACUUGUAAAGGAAUGAAUGCAUCUUUUAUAGACCUUAACACCCAAAAGAAAAAAUCCGCUAGGUUUAAAGUGCAUCCGCACGGAGUGAGUUUGUAGAACUUAGCUUUCCCUUGGAUGCUCCUCACAUAUUUUUUGGAUCUGCUUAAUCAUGCCGGGUAUGGAGAUGUUACCAAGAUGUUCCUGCGUAUUCCUUCUCUUAGUGUCCAUGACGGACUUCACCUCCACAGAGUCAACUGGUCAAGGUGGUCCUUACUUUGAGAGAUUUAAGCGGCAGAUUAGAGCACCAAAGACAGAGUUGAUAAUCAGCAGCCUCUGCAUUCAGUCCACAAUUGUCUCCAGAUAUGCCUACACAAAGGUGCAAAGUGUUAUGAGCAACCCUCAUGCUGAAGCAAAAGAGGCCAUCUUUGACUUGGAUCUGCCAAGUUCAGCUUUCAUAUCUAACUUCACUCUCACGGUUAAUGGUAAGAUAUAUGUAGCGGAAGUGAAAGAGAAACAUCAGGCCAAAAAGAUGUUUGACGAGGCCAGGAGGCAGGGAAAGACCACAGCCCAUGUUGGUACCAGGGACAGAGAAACUGAAAAGUUCCGUGUGAUGGUCAAUGUGGAGGCUGGUGGAGAGAUUGGCUUUACUCUGACUUAUGAGGAACUGCUACGCAGACAACUCGGGAAAUAUGAGCACACGGUUAGUGUGAGGCCAGGACAGGUGGUCCAGAACCUCACAGUGGAGGUGACCAUCUCUGAACGUACAGGGAUAGAAUAUGUCCGAGUACUACCACUGCGUACCAGUCGUCUUUUGACCAAUACAGUGCAAGGUGAUACAGAAAUACCUCCUUGCACGGAGAUAGAGACUAGUACCCACUGUGCCCGAAUCACCUUUUCACCAUCGCCUGCAGAGCAAGCUGCCUACUCCAGCUCUGGCAUCACAGCAGAUUUUGUCAUCCAGUAUGAUGUGACCUUGAAAGACCUAGCUGGUGAUGUUCAGAUAUACAAUGGAUAUUUUGUUCACUACUUUGCUCCACGAGGACUUCCAGCCAUCCAGAAAAAUGUGGUCUUCGUCAUAGAUGUCAGCGGGUCAAUGUUUGGCACCAAAAUUAGCCAGACCAAAAGCGCCAUGCAUGUUAUUCUGAAUGACCUUCAUCGUGAUGACUUCUUCAACAUCAUCACGUUCUCUGAUGAUGUGCAAGUGUGGAAACCCGGACGUUCCAUCCAGGCAUCAGCUCAGAAUAUCAAGAGUGCCAAGGAAUACGUAAAUAAGAUCGAAGCAGAUGGAUGGACUGAUAUUAAUGCCGCACUUUUGGCUGCUGCUGCUAUAUUCAACCAGACAUCUCCUAAACAGGAGAAAGGGUUUACCAAGCAGAGGAUUCCCCUCAUCAUAUUCCUGACAGAUGGAGAAGCCACCUCCGGUGUCACAUCAACCACUAAAAUUCUAAAGAAUGCACACAAGGCUAUGGGAGGAACCAUCUCGCUGUUUUGCCUGGCAUUUGGAGAAGAUGCAGAUUACAACCUUAUGCGCAGGCUGUCUUUGGAGAACCGUGGCAUUGCAAGGCGAAUUUAUGAAUACUCUGAUGGCACAUUACAAUUAAAAGGCUUUUAUGAUGAGGUUGCCAGCCCUCUUCUGUUUGAUAUUGAGCUGGCCUACCUUGGAGAGACUACAUACAAUGUGACACAAACCCUAUUCCCUAAUUAUUUUCAGGGUUCAGAACUAGUGGUAGCAGGAAAGCUAAAGUCAGGUGUCAAAAGCCUUCAAAUUCAUCUCACUGCUAAUGACCAGAAGAAAAAGCUGAGUCUGGAAAAUGAUAUUUCCAUAGAAGACAAUGUUACACAGUCUAGCUUUGGAUGCUUGGGAAAUGUGGAUGAAAUACAGUGGUUUGUACAAAGGCUUUGGGCCUAUUUCACUAUUAAGGAUUUAUUGCUAGCUAGGAUCAAAGCCAAUGACACUGUAGCACGAAGGUUGCUGACUGAGAAAGCCACCAAUUUAUCCAUCAAAUAUAACUUUGUAACACCUGUUACUUCUCUAAUUGUAGUCAAGCCAGAAGACCACGAAGAUGUGACCACCCUCGCCACAACUUCUUUAAAAGUUACCACUAAAUCUAGUACAAUUUCUUUACCAACCAGCACUAUUAGCCCUACAAGUUCUGCUAUCUUAAGAACUAAGAUCACUUCAGGACCCCGAUUGACCAAGCCAGUCACAAGAAGCCCCAAACCAUCAACAACUCUUGCCAUCAAUCCAACUGGACCAAUGUCCCCUAUAACAUCAACUUCCCCAGGAAAUAAAGGUGUUUCUGUUACUGUUGGGCCUACCACAAUUAACCAUGCCUUGGAGAAGCUCCCAACUGUGGCACCAACUAGUAAUUCAGUUUCAACAACCAACAUAGAUGCCCAACAAAGUCUUACUGUGUAUUCCACUGCUGCUUUACUAACGCAUACUGCCACACCAGUGGGACCAACUAAAGCCAGGACAGAUAAACCACUCUUCACUUUGCUAACGGGUAUCCAUCCAACCAACUUUGUGACAGUUCCAGCAACAGAAAGUAGAACAGAGUUAUCUACACCUUCUGAUGCCACAAGUCUGUUGGUUACGGAACAAGGUGCUCAUAGGACACAUGACACUUUAAGUCCUGUGUCACCAUCUUCAGACCCGAUGAACCCCACUUCCUUGAGACUCCUAAUUUUUCCAGAUGAACUUCUGCAAUCAGAAGUUACAUUUCCAGCUUAUGAAGAGUCCCUGAACCCUCCUCCAGUGUACAGUUUUUUCCCGGAAGUCUCAGGGACAACAGCAAUAUAUGAUUCAGAUGAUUUGGAUUAUGAACCUUUUUCAGAUACAUUAGAUACAUUUGUGGAUUUUGAUGGUUUUUCUGCUGGAGCUCUUGGACUUCAAACUUUCAUGUCCUCCGUGGACGGGGACCCUCACUUUGUAGUGAAUUUGCCAAGUACCCAGGAGAAACUUUGCUUCACUUUAGAUGGGCGACCAGGAGACAUUCUAAGGCUUGUCUCAGAUCCUACAGGAAUCACUGUUAAUGGGCAUUUAAUGGAGGCCCCCUUGAAAAUUGGCUCAGAAAACAGACUUCGCACUUAUCUUGAUACUAUCACCAUCAUCAUUAAUAGACCAAGAAGCAACUAUAUCAUCAACAUAUCCCUUCACAACUUAACCCUUAAAGGAGAAGACCAGCUCACUCUUCCAUUUCAUCGCCCCACUUUAUUGCAAAAGCCCAGACUGGCCAUCAGAAUAGCGCCUUCUUCUAAUGUCACUGUGUGGAUUGGGCGCAACGUUGAGUUUCUGAUCCUGUUCCACCACUAUCAGCAUCCAACGUACCUGCAGCUGGACCACCUAGGCUUUUACAUUGUGAAAGGAGAUGGCCUUUCUUCAAGCUCCAGUGGACUACUAGGACAGUUCCAGAAUGCCCAAAUACAAGUCAAAGAGAGGAAACAAAGCAACGACUUAACAAUUUCAGGAAUCCUGACCUGCAAUAAUCACAUGGCUCCAGCUACUCUUGUUACAAAAAGCAUCAAGGACUCCGCAGCCCACACACACAUGACUAAGUGCUGGCUGGUGAAACACGGCGAUAUAGAAGACAUCCUUGACGGAAAAUACACCUCGUAUGUAGUGUCACACCUCCAGAAAAUCUGAAACUCCAAACAAGUGGAAGCGGAUCUAUGACCGAUUAAAUUUACCAAUGGCCCAGGAAAAUAUAUAUGACUGUGGUAGUAGAAGAUACCUUGAGGUACCAAUCAACAGAUGUUACUUUUACAGACUGAGUUUACAAAUAGCACAUGGAUAAUUAUAUUCCUGAAAUUGUUGUUAAGAAAGGUGAUUUGUAAUGUCCAGUUAAUCUAAAUGAUAUUAUGGGUCUUCAUCCAGACUACUUCCUAGCAUGGGUGGUGAUGGAUUAGGUUUUUAAUUAAAGUAUACAAAUUAUUUCAUGGGCUAUUCUUUUUAAGUUGAUAUGCAUACAUUAUGGCACAAUUUGAAAGGUGAAAGAUAGAGUAAAGGAAGCUGUAAAUAUGUAUAGAAUACACUAUAUGGACAAAAGUAUUGGGACACCUGAACAUUAUACCAACAGGGACCUUUUUGACAUUGCAUU